AUGGAGGCAAUGCAAAUUGUUGGAUUGGUAGACUCUCUCGAAUUAUUGGAAGCCAUCAAAUCAGUUCGGAAUCAAGUCUUUGUUCAGGAACAAGAAAUUGACUCUACUCUAGAAUUUGAUGCCAAUGAUAUUCAAUUUAAAGAAGGAUUGGAAAAUUCAUCAACAACCUCUCUUUUAAACAAACUCCGCUAUUAUUAUAUUAAAUUCAAUGGUGAUGAUGGAGAGGUGUGUGGUACAUGCCGAGCAAGAAAAACCACUGAUUCAACUUGGAAAAUUGAAAGAGUGGCCACUUUGAAAAAUCAUAGAGGAAAGGGAUUGGGACAGAGUUUGAUUUCGUUUGUUAUUGAUGAUUUGUCCAAGUUGGAUGAUUCCAGUAAUAGUGAGGAAACAACUUUUUACAUUCAUGCUCAAUUGUCUGCUUAUCCAUUCUGGAGUCGAGGCAAUUUCAAUAAUGGAAAAUUUAUUAAAGUUGGAGAAGAUUUUGAGGAAGCUAGUAUUCCACAUUGUAAAAUGAUCUACCAUCCAAAUAAGUAA
Naegleria gruberi is the source of this 534-nucleotide messenger RNA. Its product is annotated as GCN5-related N-acetyltransferase. Bases 1 to 534 code for a protein of 177 amino acids. The transcript has a single exon. Gene Ontology annotation, molecular function: acyltransferase activity, transferring groups other than amino-acyl groups. NCBI's taxonomy places the organism in Eukaryota, Heterolobosea, Eutetramitea, Acrasida, Naegleriidae. The record is from RefSeq and is a predicted model, not a curated record.